GGAGAAGGGUGCUAGCAAGGGGCGGGAGGACGGCAGCUGAGGGAGGCACAGGCCUCAGCUGGAAGGAGGGAGCAGAAGGGCGGGGCAAGAGGCCCAACCGAGGACAGACUCCAAGUCUGACUUCUUCAGCGACUCUCGGUUUGUCCCUCCUGCUCUGAGCCAGGUGUCUGGCAGCCAUGUCACUCCUCCUGUUAGUGGUCUCUGCCCUCCACAUCCUCAUUCUCGUCUUGCUUUUUGUGGCCACUUUGGACAAGGUAAGCUUCCAGCUCACUGGUUUGCGUGGUCUGUGAUCCCUGUAAUACGUAUACGCCUGAAGCUGUGACCGCACUGUGUCUCCCCCUGCAGGCUGGCUGAAGGCAGUGCAGGUGCUCAUGGUGCUCUCUCUCAUCCUCUGCUGCCUGUCCUUCAUGCUCUUCAUGUUCCAGCUCUACACCAUGCGGAGAGGAGGGCUCUUCUACGCCACUGGCCUCUGCCAGCUCUGCACCAGUGCAGCCGUGUUCGCUGGGGCACUGAUCUACGCCAUCCAUCCUGAGGAAAUCCUGGAAAAGUACCCGCGCGGGGGCAGCUUCGGCUACUGCUUCGCCCUGGCCUGGGUGGCUUUCCCCCUCGCCCUGGUCAGCGGUAUCAUCUACAUCCACCUGCGGAAACGUGAAUGAAUGCUGUGUGCCUAGAGAAUAAAAUCUGUUUAACCACA
Molecule: messenger RNA, 694 nt
Organism: Myodes glareolus (Bank vole)
Lineage: Eukaryota; Metazoa; Chordata; Mammalia; Rodentia; Cricetidae
Source: RefSeq, a predicted model, not a curated record